Molecule: messenger RNA, 1035 nt
Organism: Mobula hypostoma (lesser devil ray)
Lineage: Eukaryota; Metazoa; Chordata; Chondrichthyes; Myliobatiformes; Myliobatidae
Product: natural cytotoxicity triggering receptor 3 ligand 1-like
Exons: 7
Coding region: 1-1035 (344 amino acids)
Cellular component (GO): plasma membrane
Source: RefSeq, a predicted model, not a curated record
AUGGCGGAGAAGUUUACGGUUUCGUACAUGACACUUCUGGCUAUUACUUGGCUAAUCGUCAAAGUAACGGCGAACGAAGUAUCUCAAUUCCCUCGGGACCUGAACGUCCCGGGUGGUGCGAAUGUCACGAUGUUCUGCAAAUUUCCACUAUCACAAGAUACUGUUGACAUUCGUUGGCGGAGGCAAGGCGAGAAGGCAUUUUUAGAAGGGGACAGCAGAAGACAAUUUACAGUAGAAAGGGGAAGAGGAACGCUUGUACUCCGAAAUGUCAAAUUCAGCGACUCUGGACUAUAUUACUGUGAAGUAAAGUUUCAGGAGCAAUUUUUCGUGAGUAGCUGUGGCACCAGCCUCACUGUGUUCGCUCCUCCAACUCCAGUGGAAAUUGUUCCUGUUGGAGGGUUUUCGUCUCCUCGAAAGCUCCUUUGUAAAACGGCUGCCUUCUACCCGGAGAAAUUAGAAAUCAUUUGGCAAAGAAAUAACAAGCAAAUUCACACUGGAAUAGAAAAUGUGACAAACCGGAACGUGGACGGCUUGUAUGAGGUACUUAGUUUAUUGGAAAUUACGCAGUCUACUUGGGGAAAAGAUAUUUACACCUGCCUGGUGUCGCAUGGCUCCCUCACGUUGUCUGCCAGUUUCAGCUACAUCCAAGGCGCUGAUACUAAAUUCAUUCUGGCAUGUGCACUGGGCGGAUCGGCAAUUUUAGCUCUAAUAAUUGUUUUGGUGAAUGUCAAGUUAAAGAGAUUGCACGGGAUUAACACAAGUUCUUUGGACAGAUGUCAGAGUGAAGAGCUGGCUGACCAAGCUGCGGUUGAUCACACCACUCCCCAUGUUUCACUAAAUAUAAGGGAGAAUAAAGGAUUUCGCAAAGAUCGACAACAAGAAGAAUGCAUUAUCUAUUCUCAGACUGCAGGAAAUGGAGCUGACAAACUGACUUACGCUGCUCUGCAGCUUCCCGAUUCCAAGAACACGCCAGCACCCAAACAUCAAAACAAACAUGCAUUGUACGCAGACGUAAAUACAUCAAAGAAACUGUGA